AUUAUAUAUUAUACCUCCCCGUCUAAAAAUGUGCAUCCAUUUCUUCAAUUCAAACUAGUGAAGCCACGUUUGCCGUUCGCCAUGGAUUUCUCUUGGUUGACUUGUUUUAUUUGUGUACUCGCCAUUCUUCCAGAUUCCUUGGGACACAAGUAUUUCACUCUAAACAAUGCACUCCCUGGGACCAUUUACAUCGGGACUCGUUCUGAAGUCAUCAGCAAGACAGUUACAGCUAACAAAGUCCAGAAUUCCUUCUCCCCUCUCCUGCGACCUCUCGUACAGGACCAGUUUAGCUUUGACAUGGAGUUAUGCGACCUGGUUACGAUCACCAAGGGGUCCUUUGUUGUCGCCGACAGAGAGGAAACACAAUCAGGAGUAAUGUUUCAAUGUUUAUCACGACCAGAUGAUUCUUUUGAGAUAAAAGAAAUUCUCACGAUUAUGGCCACAAAUAUGAUCUACGAACAGCUGUUCAAAAACAAGGUUUCGAUGUCAUCUUGAGUCAAAUCUCGACCAUUCCACUUCAGAAACCUCCUGAAUCAAUGUUCUGUUAACAUUGUUUAAUCUAUGAAUUAAAUAUAACUUCUUGAAAUUUAUAUUGAUGAAUAAAUAAAAUUUGAAAAAAAAGACA
This is a messenger RNA of Magallana angulata, 625 nucleotides long. RefSeq lists its product as uncharacterized. NCBI's taxonomy places the organism in Eukaryota, Metazoa, Mollusca, Bivalvia, Ostreida, Ostreidae. The transcript has 4 exons. Bases 82 to 495 code for a protein of 137 amino acids. The record is from RefSeq and is a predicted model, not a curated record.